Messenger RNA from Filobasidium floriforme, 1767 nucleotides. RefSeq lists its product as uncharacterized. Bases 1 to 1767 code for a protein of 588 amino acids. Gene Ontology annotation, cellular component: nucleus; cytosol. The record is from RefSeq and is a predicted model, not a curated record. The transcript is spliced from 6 exons. Lineage: Eukaryota; Fungi; Basidiomycota; Tremellomycetes; Filobasidiales; Filobasidiaceae. Gene Ontology annotation, biological process: protein deubiquitination. Gene Ontology annotation, molecular function: cysteine-type endopeptidase activity; cysteine-type deubiquitinase activity.
AUGAUUGCGGAAUCCACCCGAUUCCUUCAAGAGCGGGCGAAGCAAGCCAAGGCCGCAGCUGUAUCAGCGUCAGCUAAAGUGACAGAGCCCAUAGUCUCAGAGCCUGCUGAGCAGAUCUCAACCGAGGCCACACCCAAUGAGCCUACGUCGACUUCUGCACCUGCGUCUUCCUCUCCCGCACCUCCCGCACCACCUGUCAAAGCUGCACCCAAGUCGUGGGCUGCGCUGCUGCGCCCCAGCGUGUCUGCGCCUGCCAAGGCGUCCGACGCUGCUCGCUUUACUUCCGGGUCUGCCGAGCCGCCCACAGGUGAAUCAGCAUCCGCUGGUCAAGCUGGUCCAAUUGAGGGCGGUGGCAAGCCUGUCAAGCCUAUAGGAUACGCUGCAGCGGCAGCGGCUGGAUCAGCUUCGCGGUCUGGCGAAUUGGACCUGGGCAAGCUGUUAUCGGAGGGAGUGGGCGGUCUACCGUUGUCAGCCGGUGCUGCCGGACUUGCUUCGGUACCUCGAGGUCUGAUCAAUACCGGAAACAUGUGUUUCGCCAACUCUAUCAUGCAAGUGCUUGCCUAUUGUAAUCCCUUCAAUAUCUUGUUACAAGAAUUGAGCAAGCGAAUCAAAGCUGAUUUAGGGGGUCGGACGAGAUUGUUGGAAGCGAUGAUGCUGUUCCUACGGGAAUUUGCUGCCGCGGAGAUGGGCGAUUCGGAACCCAACGGAUCCGGGGUCGCCUCUGACAAGGCUAUUCCCGCAAGCGCCAAACCUGAAAAGGUCACAUCCGGUGGGAUUGCCAAGAGCGGAGAAGCGUUCGUACCGACAUAUGUGUAUGAAGCAAUGAGGGAGAACAAGCGAUUCGAUACGAUGAGGCGCGGUCAUCAAGAGGAUGCCGAGGAGUUCAUGGGUUUCUUUUUGGAAACUCUACACGAGGAACUGCUAUACCUGGUUUCGCGCCAUGAAAGUAGAACAGCAAAAGGCCCACGGAAGGACAACGCAACUACACCUAGCAAGAUGUCGGACGACGCGAGCGAGGAGCGAGAGGUCACAAGACCGGUCAGCCCAUCUGCAGGAAGGGAUGAUGGAUGGCUCGAAGUCGGUAAAAACCAAAAGUUGAAUGUCGUCAGAACGACCACGUCCCGAGAAUCAGCGAUCUCAAAAAUCUUCGGCGGUAAAUUGCGAUCUGUCCUGCGCACGCCUGGACAGAAGGACUCCGUCACGCUCGAGCCCUACCAACCCUUGCAGUUGGACAUCUCGGCGCCAAACGUGCAUACGAUCACCGAAGCAUUGCUUCAUCUGAACGAACCUGAAACGAUUUCGGGCGUCUAUUCUGCCUCGCGGGGAACCAACGUCGAUGCUACCAAGACUGUUUACCUGGAGACUGUUCCACCCAUCCUCACGCUUCACUUGAAGCGAUUCUUAUACGAUCCGGUAGAAAACAGGGUCGUCAAAAAGGGCAAGGCUGUGGCUUACGGCCCAGAGCUCAUCAUACCAACAUCGAUUAUAUCACCGGCAAGAAGGCCGGCCGGUGGAGAACUGCGUUAUAGACUGUUUGGAGUUGUGUAUCAUCACGGGAGCACGGCAACAGGAGGACACUAUACGGCAUGCGUACUCAAGCAAGAUGGGAAAGGUUGGCUGCAUCUGGAUGACGAGUUGGUCGAGAACGUUGAAGGGGAUGCAGGAGUUUACGUUACGAGGGAUGCCGCUGUGCAUGGAGACGCUGGGACUGUCGGUCGCUCAAUGAGGAGCAAGUGCGCGUAUCUGCUGUUCUAUGCCCGCGUAUAA